Molecule: messenger RNA, 3013 nt
Organism: Gopherus evgoodei (Goodes thornscrub tortoise)
Lineage: Eukaryota; Metazoa; Chordata; Testudines; Testudinidae
Product: zinc finger protein 436-like
Exons: 5
Coding region: 23-1642 (539 amino acids)
Biological process (GO): regulation of transcription by RNA polymerase II
Molecular function (GO): RNA polymerase II cis-regulatory region sequence-specific DNA binding; DNA-binding transcription factor activity, RNA polymerase II-specific
Source: RefSeq, a predicted model, not a curated record
GAGAUACUGCACCCCAUGGACGAUGCUUCCUGCAGCUGAGGAAUCACGUCACAUUUCGCUCCAGAUCAGCCCAUCUUCCAGGAGACAGGGAAGGGAAAUGGCUGUAACGGAGUCAGCUCAGAUGCCAGUGACCUUCGAGGAGGUGGCUGUGUAUUUCACCCAGGGGCAGGGGGCUCUGCUGGACCCAGCUCAGAGAGCCCUCUACAGGGACGUCAUGCAGGAGAACUACAAGAUGGUGACCUCACUGGGAUUUCCCAUUCCCAAACCUGAGCUAAUCGCCCGGCUGGAACGAGGGGAAGAGCCGUGGGUGCCCGAUCUCCAGGCCUGCGACGAAAGAGAGAUCCCAGGAGGCGUCGGCACAGCAGGUGCUGAGCGAGGGAGUGAGAACGUGGAGGGGAAUCAUCAUGAGGAAGUUCCUGGAGAAGUGGAACUGCAGGGGACCUUUGUGGGAAGAGCUGAUGGGAAUUUUUCCCAGUGUGUGGAACAGGGAGAAGCCUGGGGAAAUUGGCACAGGUCAGAGAGGUUUCUGGAAAACCACCCAAGGAAGAACGUGAAUGAAUCUAUUAACAGUGGGGGAGGAGACAAGGAUCCCAGAGCACAGCAAACAAAUCCCAAUGAAGAGACACCAUGGCACUGCCGGCGAUGUGGGAAAGGAUUUAUUGUGAGAUCACAGCUUGUGACACAUCACACAAUCCAUACUGGAGAGAAACCCCUUCAAUGCUUAGACCAUGGCGAAAGUUUCAGUAACCGCUCAGAUCUUAAUACCCAGGGGGGAAGCCACACUGGAGAGAAACCCAUUCAGUGCCGCGAGUGCGGGAAAUGUUUCAGUUCUAAGUCAGCACUAAUUUCACAUCAAGAAAGCCACACAGGAGAGAGACGCCAUAAGUGCUUGGACUGUGUGAAAAGUUUCAAGCGGAAGUCAGACUUUCUUAAACAUCGGGUAAUCCACACAGGAGAGAGACCCCAUAAGUGCUUGGAUUGUGGGAAAAGUUUCAAGCAGAGGUCACACGUUCGUAGACAUCAGGCAACCCACACAGGAGAGAGACCUCACAAGUGCUUGGAGUGUGGGACAAGUUUCAGGCAGAGGUCACACCUUCGUAGACAUCAGGCAAUCCAUACAGGAGAGAGCCCUCAUAAGUGCUCAGACUGUGGGAAAAGUUUCACACGGAGAUCAGACCUUGUUAGUCAUCAGGCAAUCCACACAGGAGAAAGACCCCAUAAGUGCCUGGACUGUGGGAAAAGUUUCAAGCGGAGAUCAGACCUUGUUCAUCACCGGGCAAUCCACACAGGAGAGAGACCCCAUAAAUGCUUGGACUGUGGGAAAAGUUUCAUAGGGAGGUCAAAGCUUGUUAAACAUCAGGCAAUCCAUAUCGGAGAGAGACCCCAUAAAUGCUUCGACUGUGGGAAAAACUUUAUAACGACGUCAGCACUUAUUAAACAUCAGGCAAUCCACACAGGACAGAGACCCCAUAAGUGCUUGGACUGUGGAAAAAGUUUCAUAUGGAGGUCAGACCUUCUUAAACAUCAGAAAAUCCACACAGGUGAGAGACCCCAUAAGUGCUUGGAUUGUGGGAAAAGUUUCAGAGAGAGAUCACAGCUCAAUAAGCAUGGGAGAAUCCACACAGGAGCUAAAGUUCUGUGACCAGUGACCAGAAAGGAUUAGGCAGCUUGCAUGUAACUGACUCAUCUCAAGCCUUGUUACACAUUAGGGAAGCCACAGAGGAGAGAGACUUUAUAAAUGCUUGGCAUGUCAGAAAAACUUCAGUAACCGAGAAUCCACAUAGGUAUGAAAGACCCUAGGAAUAGUCUGACUACAGAAAAAAAAAAAAUUGAAUUUGACCUGACACCUCAGUGACUCACAGAGCAGAGAGGCCUUGAAUGUGGGGGAAGCUCCAUUAGGUACUCCCUGAGUUUCAGCAUCCAGAAAUCCGCAGAAGGAAGAAACUUCUGAGAUGUUCUCAGUGCAGAAAAUGCUCCAAGUGGAGCUAACACCGUGUUGGACAUCAGAGACUCCUCCACACAGCAGGGAAAUUCUCUCAGGGCCCUGACCAGGCCAUAAUGACAAACCCAUUUCCUCGUUCCCACACACAUCAGGGGCAUUUGGCUCCCAGGGAUUCAGCUGCCCAGUGCUGGGGUGAGGAUCCAGCAGCAGCUGGUCAGUGACCCUCUGCCUCUGUCUGGUCUAAGCAAACCCCAGACAGAUGAGGAGAAGCCCCGAUCAGCCCCUCCUACCUGCUACAGCCCUGGCUGCUGAGCUGAUGGACCACAGAUGGGGAAGGGAGAGAGAGAAACUCCUCCAGCCACUCCCUCUGCCUGGCUGAAGUUCCCUCCUCUGCUUUCCCUCCCAGCUGGGAUCCCCCUGCCAUGGAUCUGAGCAGAAGGAUACUUGGGCUAGGCCCCACUGUCACUCUAGACCCCUGUCUCCACGCCCCAUCUUCCACCAACCCCUGGACUGGGCUUUGGGGGAAUCAAAUAUCCCCAGCCUGAAUCCCCCAGGGCGCUGGGCUCUGGGGAAAUCAAAUAUUGAGGGACCAGGGCUUUGAGUUCUGGGGAGGAAACUGGGGAUUGAAUUGCUGGGGCUGGUGGAGCUGGGUGCUGGGGCUAUCGAGUGUUUGGGGCUCAUGGAAUAAGUGCAGAGGGAGAGCACAGGAGUAGAGAGGUGCUGCCUCUCCGCACUCAGCCCCUCUGCCCCCUCUGAGAGGGACUGGUUCCCACAGGGCCUAUUGUGGGAGGCCUGGAGAUCCCACCUCUCCCUCCGCAGCAUCAGCCUCCAAAGUUCUGGCUAUGUUAGGAGAUGUGUUGGGGAUUAGCCAGCAGAUCUCUGUGACCCUCCACCAGAUUUCCUAGUGUAAACUCACUCUGAGCAUCUUAUGUGCUCUGACCAGUGUUCCCUUAUCUUUUACAUCCAUGUGCGGAAUGAAUUUAGUUCUAUGCGCCAGUAUGCGACACAUCAUCUCCAUAUUGGCGCACAGAACAAAAUUCAUGUGGUGGGGGUGGGGCCAAGGGGUUCCGA